AUGGCUCAAGGAGAAAUCAAGUCGAAGCUGGGUUCGGCAAAGGGCAAAAAGCCAGGCGUCGACGCAAAGAAGGGUAAACGCACUAUUGCGCCCAAGCGGAAAGACCUCGUCAAGAAUGCAAGAAUGAUCAAGAAACACUCGGGUGGUCUCACGGCCAUGACUGAAAGAACUUUGGGCUCAAAGGCUGGACAUUUGGAGCUCUUGAAGGGUGGGAAGAAGAACAAGGACAUGAAGGCAGAUGUGCCCAAGGGAGGGUCGAAGAAGUUUGGCUGA
Messenger RNA from Pseudogymnoascus destructans, 273 nucleotides. RefSeq lists its product as uncharacterized. The coding region runs from base 1 to 273 and encodes 90 amino acids. NCBI's taxonomy places the organism in Eukaryota, Fungi, Ascomycota, Leotiomycetes, Thelebolales, Thelebolaceae. The transcript has 2 exons. The record is from RefSeq and is a predicted model, not a curated record.